Molecule: messenger RNA, 797 nt
Organism: Cyprinus carpio (common carp)
Lineage: Eukaryota; Metazoa; Chordata; Actinopteri; Cypriniformes; Cyprinidae
Product: E3 ubiquitin-protein ligase TRIM35-like
Exons: 3
Coding region: 144-449 (101 amino acids)
Source: RefSeq, a predicted model, not a curated record
UGAAUGUGAUUUGAUUUCAAUCUCAAGCUGAGCACACAGAGCGUCAGAUUAAACAGCAGUUUGAGAAGCUUCAUCAGUUUCUCAGAGAUGAAGAAGAAGCUACAAUCACUGCACUGAGGGAGGAAGAGGAGCAGAAGAAGCAGAUGAUGAAGGAGAAGCUGGAGGAGAUGAACAGACACAUCUCAGCUCUUUCACACACAAUCAAAGACACAGAGGAGAUGAUGAAAGCCAGUGACGUCUGCUUUAUGGAGGAGUUUCCAGUCACGAUGGAAAGAGUCCAGAUCUCAUCACAGCCGGAUCCACAGACGCCUUCUGGAGCUUUGAUUCAUGUGCCGCGUUACUUGGGCAACCUGCCCUUCAGAGUCUGGAAGAAGAUGCAGGACAUCGUCCAAAACAGUGAGUCUGGAGAAGAUCUGUGCUGUUACACACACACUGGAAAUGACGCAUGAGGGAAUAUUUACAGAUUUCAGCAUUAUGUGUGAAUAACCAGAUGAGCUGCUACACCAAAAUGAGCCGAAAAACAAGAGAAGAACAACUUUGGUCCACAUGAUAUUUACAGUUACAGUGAUACAGCAGAUCUCAGUUCAGUUUGAUUGAUCGGCAAAUCUAAAAUAUUUACUGUAACAAACACUGACAGUGAUCAGAGGAGAAUGUCUGAUGUGUUUGAUCAAUAGCACGAGUGUCAUAAUCAGUGUUAAUUUCAUCAAUGAAGAUGAGAUGUUGACAAGCUAAAACUAAUAUAUGAUCAGGCGCGGCUCGUCUAUAUUCAUCCACAACAUAAACUGAAAAAAGAAUAG